Lentinula edodes (shiitake mushroom) is the source of this 1816-nucleotide messenger RNA. RefSeq names its product P-loop containing nucleoside triphosphate hydrolase protein. Gene Ontology annotation, biological process: reciprocal meiotic recombination; meiotic recombination checkpoint signaling. Bases 343 to 1746 code for a protein of 467 amino acids. The record is from RefSeq and is a predicted model, not a curated record. Lineage: Eukaryota; Fungi; Basidiomycota; Agaricomycetes; Agaricales; Omphalotaceae. Gene Ontology annotation, molecular function: ATP hydrolysis activity; ATP binding. The transcript has 9 exons. Gene Ontology annotation, cellular component: nucleus; chromosome.
CAAGAGAAGCAGGUCAAAAAUACAUAUGUAUAAUGAUACAGUAGAGACUAACUCUAUCGCAGAACUCGAUGGUAACGGUUGUGCCUUGGAGAGGUUUUGGGAAUACGAAGGUCGCCGGAUUGAAGGGAUCAUAAGCUGGAGAAUUAGCAAUAGACUGUUCGAGUUGCUGAUCUUUUGUUUCUGGAGCUGCACAAGGCUCGUUAGGAGCGCAUGAGGCAUCAGACGCGGGAGCUUCCAUGACUGUGUCAAGCAACUUAGCAAGACUUAUUCAUUACUUAAGCGCUCGGGAUUCUAGACUCACGUGUACGCGUUUGACGCGAAAGCGGCGUUGAGUUCUGCUUCAUGCCCCCUGCACCAGAUAUAAUCAUGCAAUCUUCUCAAACGACGGAACUUCAGAGACUAAGAUGGCCUGUACAUGUGGAAGUCCGUCUAAAGUCGCGAUCAACUUCUCGAUUUGAAACGAUACGCACUCAUGUCCAAGCCUGGAUCACAUCUUUUGACCGCAUAAAUCUUUCAUCUUCUCUAGAUGGCUGGGAAGACGUCCCAGAACUUGCUGCGUCCGUCGAACGAAUCGUCACAUCGGAAUCUGCAUGUCCAUCUCAAUCACUGUCCGUCGAUGAGAUGGCUUUGCAAAUUCACGUGUAUCAGCCUUGCGAAUCGGAUGCCUUCGAAGAGUUCUCAAAUAGUACUAAUGAAGAUGAUGACGAAACAAUGGCCGCUACUGUACGCGAGCUCCCGAAUCGGUCUUGGGAAGGGUUGUGGGAUUCAUUGAUUUAUGAAGACAACAUCAAGCUGAAAUUGUUGGACUAUAUCCACGCAACUUUGGUGUUUAGUGAUGCUGAGGUUGACUUUAAUCUCGUGUCCUGGAAUCGAGUGGUUCUGCUUCACGGACCUCCUGGAACCGGGAAAACUUCCCUUUGUCGAGCUCUGGCGCAGAAGCUUUCGAUCCGGUUAUCACAACGCUACUCUCACGCGCGCUUACUCGAAAUCAACUCACAUUCUCUUUUUUCAAAAUGGUUCUCUGAAUCAGGAAAGCUUGUACAGCGAUUGUUCUCCAGUAUAUCCGAGCUUGCGGACGAGGAAGACGCGUUCCUUGUUGUUCUCAUCGAUGAGGUCGAAUCAUUGACAGCUGCUCGAGCGAGUGCCAUGGCGGGCACUGAGCCGUCUGACGGUUUACGUGUAGUCAACGCGCUCCUGACUCAACUGGACAAAUUGAAGCACCGCAAGAAUGUUCUAGUGAUGUCGACCAGCAACUUGGUGAAAGCCAUCGACAGUGCCUUUGUUGACAGAGCAGAUAUAGUUCAAUAUGUCGACCUUCCUCCUCGCGAAGCAGUUUACGAAAUCCUCCGCACCAGUUUGUGCGAGAUCAUCAAUCGAGGAAUUAAUGUCCCUAGUCUCCAAGAGGCCCUCAUAUACGAGCGUACAGCUCCAGCUCAUUCUUCUACGAUGAUUUCCAAUGGGUCCGACGCUCACGAAAAGUCGAAACUACUUGGAUUACGGCUAUUGACGUUGGCUACGCAGUGCAAGGCCCAAAAAAUGUCCGGUCGUGCGCUUCGCAGACUUCCUGUCCUUGCACUUGCACGCUACAUCGGUGCAGAGAGUAUAAUCUCGUCUGACAAUACUGAGAUAAAAGGAAGAACCAAGGUGAAUGGUUCUACCGGAAGCGGUGCAGAUAUCGACAUGUGGCUUUCUGGAAUGGAAAGUGUUGUUGUAGAUCAGGGGAAACAAAGAGAGACUUUGCUUUGAGGUGUUUCCCAACAGGUUUCUUCUCGUGGAGGAUAAAUUGCAUGAGUUCCUCAAAUUCAUCCUGUGCAUA